CGGCGAACAUCACCGCAGGCGGCGACUUCAACGGCUCCGCUAAACUUACAUACACAGACGGCAAUGUGUUGGACGGAAGCAACGGUCGACAGCGUUUCUGGUGAUAACUGUACAUAUUGAUUAACAACGGGUAUACACCGCUUUAAUUGCUCUGCCGUCAGCAUGACACGUAGAACACAUGCUAUCCCUGGCUUUUAAAAACCUUCGAGGUAGCAACUUAGCUUAAAGCACAAACAAACUAGGUUUAGCGAAGCGCUAGCUAGUUGUUAGUUAGCGUGAGUUGAGCUUUGUGUGGUGUCCUUUGUCUGCUGGAUAACUGUACAGACGCUGACGUGAACUUACCAGGUUAGCACCAACACUCUCAAAAGGCUUAAAGCUCCGGACUCAACCCGAUUUCCAAGCUGCUGAGCGGUGCUCAAGUUAACACAGGACCGACUUUGACUUGAAAUUUAGAGGAUUUCCACUUCAGCAGCACUAAACACUGGACAUAACCUCACCUGUACCAAGGAGCUGAAUGGCCUCUGUUGUAGCAGUGAAAACUGAGAAGCGACCUGCAGCUGAUUCUCAGGAUGCUGACUCAAAUGCCAAAAAGCCCAGGGUUUGGGAAGCACCAUCCUUGGACCUGUCAUCACUCAAUCUCUGCCUGCCCCAAAGGAAACUGCUGCCGAGUCUGAAGACUAAGCGAGCCCCUGAGCUUGUCCUGGUGAUUGGUACGGGGGUAAGCUCUGCAGUGGCCCCUCAGGUUCCUGCACUCCGUUCCUGGAAAGGCCUCAUUCAGGCCUUGCUUGAUGCAGCCAAUGACUUUGACCUACUAGAAGAGGAAGAGAGUCGGCGUUUCCAGAAGCACAUGCAGGAAGAUAAGAAUUUGGUACAUGUGGCCCAUGACCUCAUUCAGAAACUUUCCCCGAGAACAGGCAAUGUGCGAUCCACAUUCUUCAAAGACUGUCUGUAUGAAGUGUUUGACGAUUUGGAGUGCAAGAUGGAGCAUGCAGGGAAACAUCUACUGCGGUCAGUGCUGCAGUUAAUGGAAAGUGGUGCACUGGUCCUCACUACCAACUUCGACAACCUGUUGGAGAUCUAUGCAGCACAUCAGGGCACCAAGCUGGAGUCUUUGGACCUGACAGAUGAGAAGAAGGUGUUGGAGUGGGCUCAGGAGAAACGGAGGUUAAGUGUUCUGCAUAUCCACGGUGUUUACACUAACCCCAGUGGCAUCGUGCUGCACCCUGCUGGCUAUCAGAACGUACUAAGGAACACUGAGGUUAUGCGUGAGAUCCAGAAGCUGUACGAAACCAAAUCAUUUGUGUUCCUCGGCUGCGGGCGCACAGUGGACGACACCACCUUCCAGGCUUUGUUUUUGGAAGCGGUCAAACACAAAUCAGAUCUGGAACACUUCAUGCUUGUGCGACGGGAGGAUGUGGGUGAGUUCAAGAAGCUGCGCGACAACAUGCUGGACAAGGGCAUCAAGGUCAUCUCCUAUGGAGACGAGUAUGGCGACCUACCCGAGUACUUUGAGAGGCUGGCCAAUGAGAUCUGCAAUCGUGAUGUGUCUACUAACGGCUGGGGGUCUCCCUCACAAAAUGGAGAGGAACAGCAGAAUGGCUUUAACACACAGAAAAGCCUCCUUCAAGACUAUCAUUCUUGACAGGCACACAGUCGGGAUCAGUAUCAGUCAUUUUCCUCCACAGCUCCACUGAGAGACCGGUCUGCUCUGAGUGGUACUCAAGUCUGAUUUUUUUUGACUGGAUUUAAGAAUCCAUGGGAGGCCUAAAAGCUGUCAGUAUUUUUCAGAUGACCAUUUUAUUCACUUUUUAUUUAAAAGGGAAAGAAGUUUAGGCAAUCAAUGCCAAUCCCCAACCUCACAGCCUCCAUCAUCCACUAUUUAAAUGUUGCUGAAACCUCAACAUUUAGGAAGCUGAAUACCACUUUGAAGUAUGCAGAUCAUGGAAUGGUACGUUCUCACUUCAACUUGACAAAAAAAGAUAGAUCUGAAUCCACUGACAGAAGCUGACUGUGCUGUUUGGAUAUGAACAUAGGGCUACACAUUGACCUACCUGCCCUGAAAAAAAUUAUGUUGUAGGUGCAAAGCUUUAACGCACAUCACAUGCUCUUCACUGAAAACUGUCUUGUGUUGAAGGCUUGAAUCAGUCACGCUCAACCCUGCAACCAGGAAAACUUGUUUUGCACACUACUGGGUGGGGAAAGGGAUGGGUGGAAAUAAUCAUCUUAAGUCAUAGGUGGUAAAUCGAUUAACGUUAUGAUUCUGUCGUAAUAUGUUAGUUCAAAAGUUAUGUUUUCAUAACAGAGUAUUUCCCUGCCAGUAGCAACCUCUUUGCCACUCCUGUGCUGAAAAUAAAACUAUGUUCUUUGUAAGCCUUUUUUUGUAUUUUUAAUACUUGCAUGUGUUUUCUGAUAUAGUAUUUAUAAGUACUAUUUUCAAAAUAAAGCUUUUGGUAUCCCA
Molecule: messenger RNA, 2458 nt
Organism: Amphiprion ocellaris (clown anemonefish)
Lineage: Eukaryota; Metazoa; Chordata; Actinopteri; Pomacentridae
Gene: siral1
Product: family with sequence similarity 118 member B
Exons: 8
Coding region: 515-1642 (375 amino acids)
Source: RefSeq, a predicted model, not a curated record